This is a messenger RNA of Alternaria viburni, 1134 nucleotides long. RefSeq lists its product as uncharacterized. The coding region runs from base 1 to 1134 and encodes 377 amino acids. Gene Ontology annotation, molecular function: zinc ion binding. Lineage: Eukaryota; Fungi; Ascomycota; Dothideomycetes; Pleosporales; Pleosporaceae. The transcript is spliced from 2 exons. The record is from RefSeq and is a predicted model, not a curated record.
AUGCAGAAGACUACCGGAAGAUACUGGGUGAACUGCAAGAGAUGCCGGGACGAGCACACAGCGGCAAGGCGAAAGCGCCGAGCACAAGAAGCCUUUGACGAUGAAUUCAUCGACUAUGACUAUUUCGAUUACGUCGAAGGCAGAUAUAGAGAACUUUCGCAAGAGACUGAGUACCGCUACCCGAGCACGGCGCAGUUCGCCGGCUCCAGACCCCAACUUGAGCCUGAGACGCGCGUUGUUCAGCAUCCGAGCGCGGCCAUUAAGAAAGAACCUAGACUGGGUAACGAGACACACGUAACUGUUAAGAAAGAGAGGGAGAAAGAUGUCAGUGGCCCGGACGUUGCUCAAGAAGAGUGGUACGAUGCCUUGGAGGAGCCGAAGCUCAGCUUACGUGAGUGUUCGGUAUGCGGAGAUUCCUCGCCUGUUCAAGACUAUCCAAGCUUAAUGGCCUGUGAGCACAUCCCCGAUGUCUGUCAAGAGUGUUUCAUCCAGUGGCUGGAUCAGCAGAUGCAAGGAUCGGAACGAGCGUCCUGUCCGUCCAGUGGAUGCACCAACGCCAUCACCCACGACGACGUGCAGAGAUACGCUUCUCGAGAGAUGUAUACGCGGUUCGACGAGCUCUCUAUGCGACGUCUUCUCGGUGAGGAACCUGGCUUCAUGUAUUGUCUGGCCAAAGGAUGCACUUCUGGCCAGAUCCACGACACCGGUGUUGAAGGUCCAAUCUUUCGUUGCGCCGCCUGCGACUUCCGAAUGUGCACGGCUCAUCCGACACCAGUACCCUUCCACGAACAUGAGUCUUGUGCGCAGUAUAUCAAGCGCAUCGAAGAUGAAGCUUCGAAUACAAGGAAGAAACGUGAGGAUGACGCCAGCGCUGCCGAAGUCGGCAUAAGCGAUGCAGGUUCCAAUUCUGCUACAUCUGUCGCGCACCUUAUCAAGGUGCUCAAGGCAUCAACAUCAUUGGGAACACAGCGCAUCAGCGUCACUGCCGUUAUCAUUCAUCUAGGCUCCCUGGCUACGCUAGAAAUCGCUGAUCGAGUUUCGGAACGUCGUCUGGCUUUUGUAUGUGUGGAGGCUUUCAAGCUUGCACGCAAGAGAUCCAAGCCUGAUAGUUCAUAUGGAAUGAUGGCUGCAUGA